AUGGCUGAACCCAGCAACGAUCGCAUCGAGGCUGCCUUAAUACGGCUUACUUCCCGCAUUGAGGACCUUCUGCAACACGUGACGACCACUGCUUCUCCUCCCUUUCCACCUCGGAGUCCGAUACCUGUACAUUCACACCGAAUGAAGUUAGAUGUACCCCGAUUUGAUGGUGCUGAUCCUCUUGGGUGGAUUUUUAAAAUCACCCAGUUCUUUGAGUACCACGGUACUCCGGAUCAUGAUCGCAUCACUAUAGCAGCAUUUUACAUGGAGGGAAGAGCCCUUGCUUGGUUCCAAUGGAUGUCAAGCAACGGACAAUUCACCUCCUGGCCCGUCUUUCUGCAGGCUCUGCAAAAUCGUUUUGCCCCAUCCCAAUAUGAAGACCCCUCAGGGUCCCUAUUCAAGCUUACACAGAGGACAACAGUCACCGAGUACUUAUCUGAAUUUGAGGAAUUGGCCAACAGGGUGGUGGGCCUUCCAGCUCCAUUCCUGCUCAGCUGUUUCGUAUCAGGACUCGCGCCGGAGAUUCGCCGCGAGGUGAUGGUGCAUCAACCCCUCACCGUCGCUCAGGCGGCCGGGCUAGCACGUCUCCAUGAGGAGAAGCUACGCGACUUCCGUUUUGAUUUCCGCCGAACCCUACAACCUCGGGCAUCACCUCCGUUGUCAGUGGCUCCGCCGCAGCCUUCCCCUCUCACGACAUUUCCCUCUCCCCGCGCCUCGCCCCUUCCUCCAUUCUUGCCUUUGCCUCCGCGUCCAUCCCCACCACCGCCACCCACGUUCUGCCGUCUGACUCCGGAAGAGCUGGCCUCCCGCCGCGAGCGCGGCCUCUGCUUCUCUUGCGACGAGAAGUUUCAUAAGGGGCAUAGGUGCGCCCCUAGGGUUCACCUGUUGAUAGCAGAUGAGGAUGACCCUCUCGAGCACGUGGGCUCUAAUAUAGACCCGCCCUCUCCAAUUGACCCGACUUCCGGCCCAAGUGAGAUACCCGAGACUCCAGCCCACAUUAGCCUCAACUCCCUCGCCGGCCACCUUGCCCCUGAGACCCUGCGGCUCGUCGGUCACAUUUCCGGCAUCCCUGUCCUGGUCCUGAUUGAUAGUGGGAGUACCCACAAUUUCAUUCAGGAACAGCUUGUGACCCAAUUGGGGCUACCUCAGAGACCAACCACUCCAUUGAAGGUCCUCGUUGGCAACGGCCAACAUUUGCAGUGCCAUACCACUUGUGACUCCACCACCAUUGACAUUCAACAUCAUUCGUUCACCGUCAAUCUUUAUGUCCUCCCAAUCGCCGGCGCUAACGUUAUUCUCGGCGUGCAAUGGUUACAAUCCCUAGGCCCUAUUCUAACUGAUUAUACUAAGCUUAGUAUGCAAUUUUUCCAUGAUAACAGGAUAGUUGAGCUCCAGGGUGAUUCUGCUACUCACCAUGAAUUGCUCUCCUCUCCCCAAUUCCGCCGUGUCUGCCGCGAUCAACCCAAUAGCAUUUGCUUCCACAUUACGCUGCUUCCUGAGGAAUCAGAGUCCACAUUGCCCGUUCCCGUGGACCCACAGGUCCAGCAACUUCUUCAUCAAUUUUCCAUUCUUUUUCAGGACCCAACGACGCUUCCGCCGGAACGAGAGACUGAUCAUCAGAUCCACUUGCGCCCCGAUGCCACUCCAGUCAAUGUUCGCCCAUACAAGUAUCCCUAUUACCAAAAACGUGAAAUAGAAUCCCAGGUUGAGGCAAUGCUCCAAUGCGGCAUCAUUCAGCCCAGCAAGAGCCUUUUCUCUUCACCGGUGCUGUUGGUGAAGAAGUCCGACAACACCUGGCGGUUUUGUGUGGACUACAGGGCGUUGAAUGCAUUAACGAUCAAGGAUCGUUUUCCCAUUCCCACUAUUGAUGAGCUCUUGGACGAGCUCGGAGGUGCGAGUUGUUUCUCCAAAUUGGACUUGCUGCAGGGGUAUCACCAGAUACGCAUGCAACCGGAGCACGUUCCCAAGACAGCUUUUAGAACCCACCAUGGGCACUUUGAGUUCAAAGUUAUGCCGUUCGGCCUGUGUAACGCGCCUUCCUCGUUUCAGGCAACAAUGAACACUAUCUUCCGGCCAUUCCUUCGCCGCUUUAUAAUCGUCUUCUUUGACGAUAUCCUUAUCUACAGUGUCUCCAUUAGCGAUCACCUGUGUCAUCUUCAAACUACCUUCCAGGUGUUAUAUGAGAAUCAUUUCGUUUUGAAGCUCUCCAAGUGUCUUUUUGCCCAGCCUCAGGUGGAAUAUUUAGGCCACCUAGUCUCUCACCGCGGUGUUCAACCUGUUGCUUCGAAGCUUAACGCCAUCACACAGUGGCCCAGUCCACGAUCAGUUCAGGCUCUCCGCAGUUUCUUGGGCCUCGCCGGUUCAUUCGCGGGUACGCCACCAUCGCUGCCCCACUGGUUAAGGCUACCACCGUUGAACCGCUUCACUGGACCUCCACCACGCAGACCGCCUUUGAGGCCUUGA
Messenger RNA from Glycine soja, 2463 nucleotides. RefSeq lists its product as uncharacterized. The record is from RefSeq and is a predicted model, not a curated record. The coding region runs from base 1 to 2463 and encodes 820 amino acids. NCBI's taxonomy places the organism in Eukaryota, Viridiplantae, Streptophyta, Magnoliopsida, Fabales, Fabaceae. The transcript has a single exon.